Molecule: messenger RNA, 2202 nt
Organism: Oikopleura dioica
Lineage: Eukaryota; Metazoa; Chordata; Appendicularia; Copelata; Oikopleuridae
Source: the annotation of a GenBank genome assembly
AUGUUUGCCAAUUUUUCAAUAACGAAAAAAUUUCAAGUAUCGAUUUCUGGCAAAGAAAUAAGCGCUUUAAUUGGAGAGGCUGAAACUUACGAUGAAGCGAAACUCUUCUGCGAAUCAAAAAAUGCUCACAUUCCGACUGAAAAACUUGAAUUUCCGAACAACACAAGCCAUGAUUAUUGGAUCGAAGUUGAUGAUAAAAAUGAAGUUCGUGAUCCUCAGCUCUUGGAGGCAAUGGAAUUAUUUGAAAAAGUUUCGUCGCAUGAAAAUGUUACUGUUUCGCUCAUGACUAACAAGAAUUGUCUUUUUGUGAUUGACAAUAUUCAGCCAUUAAUAUGGAAAAACUUUGACCAAGAAAAACUCAAUCACCAGCGUUCUUUUGCUCAGUAUAUUUGCGAAAAGGACGUUUUUGACGAUCAGAAUCGAGUAAAGAUCAUCAACGACUACAAAGUCGACUGUAAGCUCUUACAACUUAAUUCAACAUUCCUGGAGGAACAUCAGCUUUGGGACUAUCAGUUCGAAAACAAGACUUGGAUAACAGAAAAUAGAAAACUUUACAUAUCUCCUGUUCUUUCCGCUCCUUUUUCGAAACAAAUUGGAUAUGAGUUUGAUAAAAAUCUCCACAAUUUAACUGGAUUUCCUUGGUGCCCCGGUCAACCUGCUCAGCCGCAGGGAAUCUUAUGGUCAACCUUUGAAUUUCUCGUUGUCGAUGGAACCUCACAUGCUAAGUGCAUUGGAUUGAUGUCUUUCACUGCUUAUGAAAAGAUAACAGCGGCGAGUUCUAAGAUGAAAGAACUCGCAGAGGAUAUUUUUUCCACUUUUCCAAUUUCAACAACCGUCCGUGUCAUCGUUUCGGGGAAAGAAACGAGAGCUCUUAUUGGAGAAACAAUGCAUAUAAAAGAGGCAAAAGUGUUUUGCGAAGAAAACAAUGCACACUUUCCGCAUGAAAUUGUUGAAUUUCCAAACAAUAUAAGGCAUGAUUACUGGAUUGAGGUUGCUGAUGAAAAUUUGGUCAAAGAUUCAAGACUAUUAGAAGCAUUAAAACGGCUCAAGGAGAUUUCAAUGCAUGAUAACGCGACAGUUUCAAUUAGUGUUGCGCAGUGGUAUGAGUCAAAAGAUGAUACUUGUAUCUAUCUUGAGGAAAAUAUCAAUUCCAAAUAUUCUAGUUUUGAUAUUAGACGAAACGAUCAUCAGUAUGUCUGUAAAAAUGAUGUAUUCGACGAUGAAAAUCGAGUGAAAAUCGUCAACGAUUAUAAGGUGAAUUGCGAGCAGUUGAAAAUCAACUCGACUUUCUUCGAAGAAUUCCAUCUCUGGAAUUAUCUUUAUGAGAACAAAACAUGGAUAGUGGACAACAGAAAACUCCUCGGAGAAUUUCACAAUAACGGUAUUAUUUCGGUUCGAUCGAGACAGAUUGGUUACCAGUUCGAAGAAGAUCUCCCCAAUAAAUCUGGUUUUCCUUGGUGCCAAGGACAACCGGACACGCCGCAGGGAAUAAUGUGGUCCGAUGGUGAAUUCAUUGUUGUUCAUGGAAGCUCAAAAGCUGAUCGGCAUCACCAGGAAAAAGUUCAGUACAAUGAAGCCAAAGCAAUUUGCGAGGCAGAAAAUGCCACACUUCCAUACUCGCCCUUCAGAGUUAUCGAAAGUGAUCAUUCCUACGGAUCGAUUUUCUGGGUCCACGAAAACGAAGAGUCAAGAGCAGCAUCUGAAGAUAAUAACAGGAAAAAUCUGAGCGUCGAGUAUGUAGGAGGAGGAGUAACCAAAUGCGCAAUUUUACGUUCGGACCUGGCGAAUCCUAAUGUUCCUGAUGCAUUUAUCUGUGCAGACGAAAUUUACGACGAGCUUGGGCGGAUAAUAAUUCAGAAAAAUCUAACGAUUGGAUGCCCGAUUUUAAAACUGACAUUUUCUUUUCUUCGUGAACAGAAAAUUGACAAUGGAUAUUAUGGAGAACAUGUCAUAAUUCGAAACCUCUCUAACAAAAAAACUCCUAUUACAUCAAUUAUGAGUGGGUUCACAAGAGCGGAUUAUUCUAAAAAAGAAACUGGGAUAAAAUGGUGCAGCGGACAACCAGUUGAGCUCACUCCGGGCAGAAGAAUGAGAGAGCUCGACCAUCAAAUAAUAGGCGGCUAUUCUUAUUCUACGGCCGCGACUUUAUGCUUACCGAAAAAUUACCAGAGCCUGAACAGUUCUUUUACUGAGCUAGAAUGA